Molecule: messenger RNA, 2028 nt
Organism: Fraxinus pennsylvanica
Lineage: Eukaryota; Viridiplantae; Streptophyta; Magnoliopsida; Lamiales; Oleaceae
Source: the annotation of a GenBank genome assembly
AUGCUAGAGGAAGAUGAGUCACUUUUUGUUGAUCUUGAUGAAUUAACGGAGUGUUCAACAGUGUUCCGUCGAGAGAUGGUGCACACGCUGCCCAGUCUUGAAUUGUCUGGAGGGAUCAUAUGGCAGGGUAUGGUGCAUGAGGUGGUGAAGGAGGCGGUGCUGGUUUCGAUUCAAGAGGUGAACAUGGAGCAGAAGGUGGUGGUGGCGAAGGAGGAAGAAGAGAACAGCGCUGGCGCCACCACCUCCGGCCUCAGUACAGCCACCUCUUGUGUUUUUUCCAAAAAUAUCACCACUAUAAAAACACAGUACUCAUCAUCAUCAAAAGCAUCAUCCUCCACCGGUACACAACUAGACUUCGCCAGCCACAAUUCCGCCGACGACGGCGGAGCCACCACCUUUUCUGAAGAAACCGUCAAGAAAUACCCACCAUGUGAUAUCAAGUACAGUGAGUACACACCAUGUGAGGACCCCAAAAGGUCGCUGAAAUUUGACAGGGACAGGUUAAUAUACAGAGAAAGGCACUGCCCGGAGAAGAAUGAACUUCUCAAGUGCCGUGUGCCGGCGCCCCACGGGUACAAAACCCCGUUCAAGUGGCCGCUCAGCCGGGAUCUAGCGUGGUACGCUAAUGUACCACACAAGGAGUUGACAGUGGAGAAGGCGGUUCAAAAUUGGAUUAGAUAUGAAGGUCACCGCUUCAGAUUCCCCGGCGGGGGAACCAUGUUCCCUAAUGGUGCUGAUGCAUAUAUUGAUGAUAUUGACAAGUUAAUUAAUCUUAAAGACGGAUCCAUUAGAACUGCUCUUGACACUGGUUGCGGGGUUGCAAGCUGGGGAGCUUACCUUUUGUCACGAAAUAUCCUUGCAAUGUCAUUUGCACCAAGAGACACACAUGAAGCUCAGGUGCAAUUUGCUUUGGAAAGGGGGGUUCCUGCUUUGAUUGGUGUUAUUGCCUCAAAGAGGCUCCCAUAUCCAUCCCGAGCAUUCGAUAUGGCUCAUUGUUCUCGUUGUCUCAUUCCGUGGGGUCAAUAUGAUGGUGCGUACUUGAUUGAAGUUGAUCGAGUUUUGAGGCCAGGAGGGUAUUGGAUUCUCUCCGGUCCGCCAAUUCGCUGGAGAAAAUAUUGGAAAGGGUGGGAAAGAUCGAGGAAGGAUUUGAAUGCGGAACAAAUGCAAAUCGAGAAUGUGACAAAUAGCCUUUGCUGGAAAAAGUUGAUCGAGAAGGAUGAUAUUGCUAUAUGGCAAAAACCUGCCAAUCAUCUGCAUUGCAAGAAGUUCAGAAAGAUUGUCAAAAAUCCUCCAUUUUGCCUAACACAGGAUCCUGAUAAAGCCUGGUACACGAAAUUAGAAACAUGUCUAACUCCCUUGCCUGAAGUUUCCAACAAUGAAGAUGUUGCUGGUGGAGAAUUGGUAAAAUGGCCAAAAAGAGUACAUGCUAUACCUCCUCGAAUCAGUAGGGGUACAAUAAGUGAAGUUACACCUGAAACUUUUCUUAAAGAUUCAGAACUAUGGAAGAGAAGAGUGUCAUACUAUAAAACCGUAAAUAACCAACUUGGUCAAGUGGGACGAUAUCGCAAUAUCCUUGACAUGAACGCGUUCUUAGGUGGAUUUGCUGCCAAUUUGAUCGAAGACCCCCUUUGGGUUAUGAAUAUAGUUCCAGUUGAGGCUAAGAUCAACACACUUGGAGCUAUUUAUGAACGCGGAUUAAUUGGCACUUACCAGAGCUGGUGUGAAGCAAUGUCAACUUACCCCAGAACAUAUGAUCUCAUUCAUGCCGAUUCAGUAUUUACUCUCUACAAAGACAGAUGUGAAAUGGAGGAUAUUAUGUUAGAAAUGGAUCGGAUUUUACGACCAGAGGGAAGUUUGAUUAUCCGAGACGACGUUGAGAUGUUAGUGAAAUUGAAGAGAAUAGCAGAUGGACUGAACUGGGAUAGUCAGAUUGUAAAUCACGAAGAUGGACCAUUCGAGAGGGAAAAGCUAUUGUUUGCCGUGAAGUUAUAUUGGACUGAUCCGGCUUCUGCAGAUCAAACCUUGUAA